UAAUUCAUAAUAUUUGUCAUUAAAAAAAAAACUUAACACAUCAAACAAAUUAAAAAAGCUAAACUAUAUUGUGUGUAAGGUAAAGUCUUAUGAAAGCCCUUCGAAAGAAUAAGAAAUCUUCUACCAAAAAAAUUAGAAUCCUACUUCACAAGUUACAAUCAUCUAACCAAUCAUUAUUAUUGACACGUAUACCUUACAAUGAUUGUAAUCUUCACUUUAAAUAUUCUUUUAUAUGUCAUAACCCUUAUUAGAAGCCAUAGUUUGCGUUUAGGCCACAACCAAAUAAUUUAAUGAAGGCAAAGCUAUCUUAGCUUUUCCUCAUCAUAUUAUUGUCAUUGCUUCUUCCUUGCCAAUACCAAGGAAUAGGGGAAGGAAAUUAAAGGAACCUACUCUUUAAACAAGGUAUGUCUUCUUUUAAUAAUUACUUCCAACACCCCCACAUUCUUCUCCUUCUCAUUCACAAACAUGGAAGAUUUGAACAUGCUUGCGGCCGAUUGUGUCGUCAUAUCAUGCUGCUGCCAGUGCUUGAUGCUGCAAAUUAUUGUGCUUUUGUUGAGAAAGAUGGUGAGGAAAACAAGAGAAUAUGGUAAGAGGAUAUUUUGCCAAAGGAAGGGGGUGCAAAGAGAAAUGGGAUCUUAUAAAGAUGUGAUUUUGAGAAUUCAUGAAAAAUCAUUUAGAAUUCAAGAAGAUGUGGAACUAAUAGAUGACGGUGUACACAAUUGUGGUGGUUGUAUGGUUGAAGUUGAGAAAGUGAUGGAGGAACUUUGUGAGAAGGGAGAGUUUGGAUUUGGAAGCUUUUGGGGUAGGAAGGAACCAUGGGGUGCUGCUAGAGUUGUCAAUGAUCAAAUUGAUGUUAGUUGAUUUGAGACAAAUAUAAUGUGAAAUUGCCAGAGAAUUAGAACUCUUAACUAAAUGUGGUAAUGAACUCAAUUCUUAACUAGUGCAUAUAAAAGAAUAUUUGUUGAAAGAUGUAAGUCUCUUAAAUAGAUCAUUGUAUCAAAAGAAAUUGAUUUAUUGGUUCGUUGAGCUAUAUGCUUAAAAUUGCCUCAUAUAUAUCAAAUUUUUUAAUAUAGUUUAUACAACUUACUAUAGCGAUGUGAAUAUUUCAUUAUAUUGGAUGAGUAUAACUCAUGUUGUAAAGAUUAUUAUUGAUAUUGUUGAGUAUAAUUUAUAUUGGGAAGAUUAUUAUGAGUGUUGUUGAGUAUGACUCAUAUUAUGAAAAUUAUUAUAGGUAGAUAACUAGGGGUGUGGGGGCUUCAGGAGUAUUAUUGUAAUCUAAAGCAUAGUAUUAUAUAUUGCUUGUAACAAUGAAACCCUAAUUCCUUAGAUAGAAAUAAAGCAAUUAUAGUUUCUCUAUAAUUUUAAAGGUAGGCACACUCGGCCAAACUAAAAAAACAAAGAUCGACCGAGUUCAUUGUCGUUUACAUCAGUUUAUCUUUAAUCUUGUGUUGAUUACACCGAGUAAUCCUCAUAGGACUGAAGCAAAUACUUACGACAUCUAAAGGAAAUUAGGCAGACGAACUUCUCCAUUUCCUUUGGGCCUACCAGACCGCACAUCACUCUACCACAUGUGAGACCCCCUUUUGGUUGACCUAUGGGAUGGAAGUCAUCAUCCCUGCUUAAAUAGAAUAAUUAAGUUAGAACAUGACCCACCCCUAACAAAAUAAGACAACUUCAAAGCAAUCAAAGAAGAGAUGGAUCUUUUGGAAGACAAAAAAAGGAGUGCCACGACCCCGUGAGCGUGGUCGUCAAACAAGCAACAACAACCAAAUAUAAAGGGCAAACCCCAAGAAUUCAAAUCGGAGGACCUGGUGUAGAGACACGCCGACGUUUGAGGGAAAUUUAAAAACAUCAGAGAUAACAAGCUAAAAGCUAAUUGGGAGGGGUCGUAUAAGGUUAGAUCCAACAAAGGAAAAUGAGCGCUUUAGAAACGCUGGUUGGAGAACCUAUACCUCGAACAUGGAAUGUGGUAAAACUCAAGAGAUACUACACCUAAGUGUUCUACGAGUUUUAAAUUUUGACCAAAUUGUAAUCCUUCACAUCCAUGUAACGUUUUGAAAGUAAUAAUAUAACAUUCUUUGCAAAAAUCAUUGUCAAUUUUAUUUACAAAAAAUAGGAAGCGCGAAUAAACAUGACUCUUCACGUUAUAGCUGGUACAUCUCCUUUUGGUAGCUAGCCAUUCCAGUGGAGUAGGCGGUGAAACCUUAAACACGUUGAAUUUGAACCAGGCCUAAACUAGGGGGCAUACAAGAAGACUCGACCUUUGGUCGGGCACAGUCCUCGCCUGCGUCAAAUAAUGCAUUAAUCUCAUGUGAUGUAAAUUAAUUAAAGAGGGUUACGAUGAUGAAAUGAAAUCAUAGGCAAAGAAGGCAUUAAGACAAAAGAAAAAUAAAAAUAUUGUUCAAAAUAUAUUACAAAGGUCCCAAUGGCCUAGAACACUACUCAAGUAAAGAAUUACAAAUAUAACGCAUCCAUGUUAGUCUCUUCCUCCUAUUCUUUUCCCUCUUCACCAUCUUCAGAUGCUUUCUCGUCAUUACUCCAGUCCACAAUCUUCUUUAUUAUGCCUAUUUUUUCCAAAGGGAUUUUAAUUCUCGGGAAAAGGAACUGGACUUGCUCGAUGACCUUGUGGAAAGCAACAAGAGUUCCCUGGAUACCUUCAUUAAAGACGGUAGUGUACUCUUUCUACAACUUCUAGAGAGAUUCCUUCUCCUCCUUCAAAGCCUUUUAGGAGACAGUCACUUGGGGAAAUAGCUCCCCAGCAGAAG
Vicia villosa (hairy vetch) is the source of this 2765-nucleotide messenger RNA. RefSeq lists its product as uncharacterized. The transcript has a single exon. The coding region runs from base 466 to 861 and encodes 131 amino acids. The record is from RefSeq and is a predicted model, not a curated record. Lineage: Eukaryota; Viridiplantae; Streptophyta; Magnoliopsida; Fabales; Fabaceae.